UUACUUGGGAAGCAGUUGGCAUCAGACCUUAGUCGUGGUGAGAUUAUUUCCAUCAUUUUCACUCGGUGGAUUCUCCGUUCCUACCAGGAAUCGGUCCUCAAGCGAAUAGGGAAUCGGGUUCUUGGAGCGCGGGCGGUCCCCGAGUCACGACACCCAACUAGCUUCAGAGACGUCACAGAAGGGGACUUUGAAAGGAACCGAACCUUGAAGCGUGCAACGAUUCAGCAGCUGAAAGACAUGCCUAAACCAAAGAAGGGUAACGAAGCAUCAUUGCCGAUGGAGAUGUGCUCCAACUCGACCUCUGACUACGGCUUCCAAAUGUUUGAUGCUGAUGAAAUUCGGCGACUAGGAAAGAGAUUCCGAAAGCUGGAUCUUGACAACUCUGGGUCUCUCUCGGUUGAAGAAUUUAUGAGCCUUCCAGAACUGCAGCAAAAUCCAUUAGUACAACGAGUCAUAGAUAUAUUUGAUGCAGAUGGAAAUGGUGAAGUGGAUUUCAAAGAAUUCAUCCAGGGUAUGUCACAGUUCAGUGUGAAGGGUGACAAAGAGAGCAAGAUGAGAUUUGCCUUCCGUAUAUAUGACAUGGAUAAUGAUGGCUUCAUUUCGAAUGGGGAACUAUUCCAGGUAUUAAAAAUGAUGGUUGGGAACAACUUGAAAGAUACUCAGCUUCAGCAAAUAGUUGACAAAACUAUCCUCUUUGCUGACAAAGAUGAAGAUGGCAAAAUCAGCUUUGAUGAGUUCUGUGCAGUAGUUGGUAAUACAGAUGUCCACAAAAAGAUGGUGGUUGAUGUGUAGAUCAUGUAUAAUAUGGUUGUUGAAUUUGGGUGCCACUGGCCUAAGGUGCAACUUACUGUUAUCUCUUCUUUAGAUAUGUCAUUGUAAUAGGUCAUUUUUUAAUGAAGGCAUUUUGUCCUUCUGGUUUAUUCUUCCCAUUGGUAAGAAUGGAGAAGCACAUUUUGAUACUCAAGUGAAGGUACAUAUUGUUUUUUAUCAUGGCUAAGUCUAAGCUGUAUGAUAAAAUACAUAUUUUUAUCCCCGCGAUUCAUAUGCCCUUGUAUAUUUUGUAUCAGAAUAAUAGUUCACUUAUCGUGUAAAGAGAAUUGUCUUUGUAUUGCUUUUUUUUUUCUAUGUCUCUAUCUUGAUGUAAUCUCAGAGACCUUGGCUUCUCUGCUUCAAAGUAGGGUCAGGAUUUCCAAGACUUGUUUUACAAGUGCUGGCCAGGAAGCCUUUUUUUUUUCUUUUUUUUUUUUCUUUUCGUGUGUGUGUCUAUUUAACUGCAAUUUUCUAACUUCACCAACUGACCAGGGCUUAAGUGGCACAUUGAGAAAUAUUUAAGACUUGAUAUUCUCUCCAUGUUUGAGCUUAUGUAUGAAGUGUUAAUGCAUUUGAUCUCAUGUUUUUAAUCCCGCCCCCUCCCUGCAUCACAUCUGUAUAGCAUGAAUAUCAUAUUAUUUCCAGAGAUGACUCAUCUAUUGUAAGUCUCCAAUAAGACUAAUAAAUUUCUUCACUUCAUACAUGCAUCACUAUAGUUUUGUUAUAUAUUUGUAAACCAGCAUGCUACUUCCAUUAAGUAGCAGUGCAUGACUUUUCUAUUUAUGUAUUGUGCAUAAUGUGUAAGGGUUUUGAAAAGGCUGAUAUCCUGCAUGGGAUUAGAAAUAAUUUUUAUAUAUAUUUAGGCCUUCAUCUUAAUUUUCUGGACAUGAGUAAAAAAAUUUCAGUGUUGGUUGACCUAUAUUAUUUUCAUAUCUGCCUGUGAUGGCUUCUCAAUCACUAAGCUUGUUGUACAGUGAUUAUAGGUCAACUUUUAAAAGUUUCAGUGUAUAAUUAUAUUGGAUUGCUGUUAUUGAAACUAGAUAUUUUGAAUGUUCAAUCAAGAAAUUUUGUAGUCAAAACCUCAGAUUAAGGAUAAUUUCAACUUUGGUGACAUGUCUUCGCUUUUCUACAUAAAACUUUUGAAAUUUAGCUAGAGUCUUGAUUUUAGUACUUUUGAAAGAGAUUGGUAUACAGUAUAGCCUAGAAUAGUUUUCUUACUAUCUGAUGAGUGAGAAAGAGCUAAGAUAUAUAUGUAUAUAUAUAUACAUAUUUAGUUUUACAUAUAUGUAUAUAUAUGCAUACAUACUAUGUAUAAGUAUAUAUAUAUAUAUUUAUUAUUACUUUAAGUAUAUAAACACAAUAAUUCAUGAAAUUACCAAACCUACCAGUGUACAGAUACGUGGAGUUCAAACACUAAAUUGAUUGUGAAAUAGCAUACAUAUUAUAUGAACUUACAAAAGAGGCCAGAUAGAAUGAGCUGUUCAUCACAAUGGUGUGCAAUAUGUAUGUGCUCAGGUGGAGGCCCUGUGCAGUGCUUCAGCUAGUCAAGGUGUUCAGUUGAUUAAGGCCAGAAGUCCUGUACUACCGUUGCUACUGUUGCUAGGAUGUUAAGAUUAGGCAAUCAGAGAUAUCCAACUUUUACACUUUACAAAGAUGUUUGUUAUUAUUACACUUUGUAGGUUGUUGGUUCAUUAUUGCAUAAUUUAAGGAAAUGAACGAAAGGUCAGUGGGUUUGUUUAUAGGAAGACCACAGUUAAAUAAUUGGCAAAGUCUGUAAGGAAGGUAUUUAAUUAAUGAUAGCCUCCACUACCCUCCUAAUGUACUGUUACAUAUUUCUUUGAGCGACUGUACUUAUUGGAUUUAACUUAGAUUUGCAUACAUAUGUGUAAAAUUUAGUAUUUGAUAUGAUUAUGUACAACAGAAUUUAAUACAUUCUUUGUAUGAGAGAAUUGGAAGUUUCUAACUAUGAAGACUGGGAUGAUGAUAUUAUUUAAGAUUUGUUUGAUCAACAGGUAAUUUCAGAAGUUUCUAAAUUUAAUAAUAGGCUUUUCUUAUGAUUCUAUGUGAAUUUUACCUUUAUUUAGAAAUGCAAACCUUUUAAAUGUUCAGUGUCCCAUUGCAAGUAAGUGUCCAUAUUCUGUGACAUUUGUAGAUAGUUGUUGAGGGGUGGGCAGAAAGGCACAUCCCUAUUUUGGGCAUCAUGUUGAUGUCUUUGAAGUUUUAUUUAUUAACUUUAAAUAAGGCUUGUAGUGUCAGGAUAUGAGGUCCAUUAGAAAUGUACCUUUUUGGACUUACCCCGAAUUUCUACAUUUCCUUUAUGCUCAGAAUUACUACCUUGUUAUAUUAUAUGACCCUUGUUGAUUUCAUAAUAUUUUAAAUGAAUUAAUAUAUUUAUUGGUAUGUGAAUGCAAGAAUAUUCUUAUUUUGUGGAUGCAUAAAUAAAGUUUUCCUACCUUAAA
Molecule: messenger RNA, 3269 nt
Organism: Macrobrachium nipponense
Lineage: Eukaryota; Metazoa; Arthropoda; Malacostraca; Decapoda; Palaemonidae
Product: calcineurin subunit B type 2
Exons: 8
Coding region: 238-792 (184 amino acids)
Biological process (GO): calcineurin-mediated signaling; protein dephosphorylation
Cellular component (GO): calcineurin complex
Molecular function (GO): calcium-dependent protein serine/threonine phosphatase regulator activity; calcium ion binding; phosphatase binding
Source: RefSeq, a predicted model, not a curated record